AUGUACAGCUGCAGAGGAGGAAGAGGAGAUCCAGUUUUCUACACUGAAGGCAGCAAUAAAGUCUCUGUAAGGAAAACUGUUUCCAUUAAACCCACUGUGACUCUGCAACACAACUGGUCUCCAAUAUUCAGAGGAGAGAAAGUCACUCUGAGAUGUGAGAUCCAUGGAGGUGGAGGAACUGAGUGGACGUAUGAAUGGAGACCAACCAGCAGAAACUCUGAAACAUUCAGUGAAUCCAGGACCAUAAGAGCAGACAGUAACUCCUACAGCUGCAGAGGAAGAAGAGACCAUGAGUCAACUCAAUGGAGUGAUUCUUUUUCAUUAACUGUUUCAGAAAAACCAAGAGCCAAUCUGACAGCAGAGGAAACCAUCAUACCAGCAGGGGGCAGUAUAACACUGACCUGCUCUGUGCCCAGCUCUGCUGGAUGGAAGUUUUACUGGUUCAGACAGAAGUCAAUGUCUCAAACAGCUCACUCCAUCAGAAACAAGGAACCUGAUAGAUUCCUCAGAGUCUCAGAGGGAGGUAGAUACAGCUGCAGAGGAGGAAGAGGAGAUCCAGUUUUCUACACUGAAAGCAGCAAUAAAGUCUCUGUAAGGAAAACUGGUGACCUUCUCCCUGUCCUCUCUGUGUCUCCAUCAUGGCUGAGUCCUGGAGCCUCAGUGACUCUGAGCUGUGAGGUUGAACCUCAGUCUGCAGGAUGGAGGUUCUUCUGGUAUAAAGCUGUUCCUGAUUUAUCAUUCAAAUCCUACAGCUUUAAGCUGCUGCCUGACAUCACCACUAGAACUGAACUGAACUCCUACAUUCUUCAUGGACAAAAUCACACAGCACGAUAUGUGUGCAGAGCAGGAAGAGAAGAUCCAGCAGAUUUCACUGCUUACAGUGAACCAAAGUUUGUCUGGUCUGCAGAUCCUCAUCCAGCAGCGUCUCUCUCAGUGAGUCCUGACAGAGUUCAACACUUCAGAUCUGACUCUGUGUCUCUGAGCUGUGAGGGAAACUCUACUAAAUGGAUAGUGAAGUGGAUUAGAGAAACAGGUUUACUGUUAGACUGCUCCCUCUGGGACAUCAUGAACAGAUCUACCUGUAGCAUGAGCUUGUACUGGUAUCAUAGUGGAGUGUACUGGUGUGAGUCUGGAUCAGGACACUUCAGCAACGCCGUCAACAUCACUGUACAGAAAGAUAUUAAUGGUAUUAUCCUGGUGAGCCCCGUCCAUCCUGUGACUGAGGGAGAUCCUGUUACUCUGAGCUGCAGAGAUAAAGAACAAAAACUUCUCUCCAAUGUGUUUUUCUAUCACGAUAACAAACUGAUCCACAAUGACGGCAGAGAGGAGCUGAAGAUCUCUGCAGUGUCAAAGUCAGAUGAAGGUUUCUACAAGUGUGAACAUUCAGGAAAGGAGUCACCACAGAGCUGGAUGGCUGUUAGAGUUCCUCUCACCAGUCCUGUCAGCUCUUCACUUCCUGUGCUGCUGAUUGUUGGACCAGUUAUUGGAGUCAUUCUCAUUAUUCUCCUGAUGUUGUUGUUGUGGUGCUGCAGACGGUCUAUGGGUGACGCUCAUCUCUAUGAUAUAAUCAACUCUGCUGAAGUUGCUGGAAAUGAGUGCGCCGUGGGUUCUCUGGGCUGGAGCUCACCAGCACACCUGGAGCUCGUCAGUCCAUUAGAGGACCCUCUACUUAAGCAGAUGCCAGACCUUUCUUCGACGCCGCAGUGUUAG
Messenger RNA from Cyprinodon tularosa, 1710 nucleotides. RefSeq names its product Fc receptor-like protein 5. Gene Ontology annotation, molecular function: transmembrane signaling receptor activity. NCBI's taxonomy places the organism in Eukaryota, Metazoa, Chordata, Actinopteri, Cyprinodontiformes, Cyprinodontidae. The record is from RefSeq and is a predicted model, not a curated record. The transcript is spliced from 9 exons. The coding region runs from base 1 to 1710 and encodes 569 amino acids. Gene Ontology annotation, biological process: cell surface receptor signaling pathway.